Molecule: messenger RNA, 774 nt
Organism: Fraxinus pennsylvanica
Lineage: Eukaryota; Viridiplantae; Streptophyta; Magnoliopsida; Lamiales; Oleaceae
Source: the annotation of a GenBank genome assembly
AUGACAAUUAGGAUUUUCUUCAUCCUCUCUCUGCUCGUUUGCUCAUCCUCCUUCCUCCAUGUUGUAAGAUGUGAGCCUGACCCGGAUGCAGAAGUAGUCAACUCACCUGAAGAAGGAGGAGAUCUUGGCAUCGUUGGAGAGGAUGCCCAAGAUUUUGGUGGUGGUGGGAGUUUCAGUCCAGCUCCAGGAGUGGAAACUGUUUGUGUUUUCCCUAGGAACCCCUCCAAAUCGGUUUUGGCUGGGGAAGAAAGUGAACUUCUAGUUGGAAUUAAAAAUGAAGGGGAAUCACAUCUGAAUGUCAUUGCAAUCCAGGCCACUGUCCAUCUUCCUUUUGAUCACCAAUAUUUGGUUCAAAAUCUUUCUUCUCAGGCUUUCAACAACGCAUCAGUACCCCCUUCAGCUCAAGCUACUUUCCCAUACAUAUUUGCUGUCAGCAAAUUUAUGCAACCUGGAUCUUUUGAUUUUGUUGGGACAAUUGUUUAUGAGAUAGACCAAUACCCUUACCAAAGUACAUUCUAUAACAGCACAAUUGAUGUUACCGAAGCAGGUGGCCCUCUCAGUGUUGAGUCUGUUUUUCUGUUUUGCCUUGGAGUUGCCCUUCUUGGUCUUCUUGGCUUUUGGAUACGUGGCAGGAUACAAUAUUUUUCAAAGAAAACCAAGAGGUCAUCGAAGGUGGAAGUGGGUACUGGAACAACAGAUCCCUCAAUGGACGAGUGGUUGCAGGGAACUGCAUAUACUCAAUCUGCGGCAAGCAAAUCAAAGAAGAAAAAGUAG